AUGUCGUCCGCCGCAUCGACAGCGCGCUCGUACGCCGCUGCGAUAGACGCCUUGAAUGGCCUUCAGAGCAACGCACAGGUCAUCGACGCCAUUCGAAAGUCGGGCGGCAAGGGCGGAGACGUGCAGCUGAGGGAGCAGGUCGAGUACAUGAGGCGCAUCGGGUACGAGGCGGCCGACUUGAACCGGAUGAACGUCCUGCACAUCACCGGCACCAAGGGCAAAGGGUCGACGUCGGCCUUCGUCUCGUCCAUCCUCACCACCCUCGCGCCGAAAGCCAAAGUCGGACUGUACACCUCGCCUCACAUGGUCGCCGUCCGCGAGCGCAUCCGCAUCAACGGAGAACCAAUCGCGGAAGACGUCUUUGCGAGGUACUUCUGGGAGGUGUGGGACAGGCUCGAGCAGGCGGACAAGCCGGCGGCGGACGAAGCUACGCCCGAAAAGCCCGCCUACUUCCGCUAUCUGACGAUCAUGGCCAUGCACGUCUUCCUCUCCGAACGGGUGGACGCAACGAUCCUCGAAGUCGGCGUCGGCGGAACCUACGACUCGACCAACAUCGUCCCGCAGCCUAUCACGACGGGCGUGACGGCGCUCGGGAUUGACCACAUCUGGGUGCUGGGCAAGACGUGGCCCGAGAUUGCGGCGCAGAAGGGCGGGAUUUACAAGCCUGGAGUACCUGCGCUGGCGAUCCAGCAGCCGGAAGGACUCGAUGUCCUGGAAUCCCGCGCGAAAGAGCUCGGCGCGUCGUCUUUCACCGUCGUUCCCGAGCACCCACAGCUCAAGGCCAUCAAGCUGGGACUCGCCGGCUCCUUCCAGCGCUCAAACGCCUCACUGGCCAUCGCACUCGUUCAAUCCUUCCUUUCUUCCUCACGCUGCCCACCCGCCUUCCGCUCCCUCGCCCCCGCUUCCUCCGCUCCCUCCUCUACCUCCUCCGCCUCUCUCCCCUCCCUCCCCUCCUCCCUCAUCGCCCCCACUCCCCUUCCCUCCGCCCUCCAGAAAGGCCUCGAGAACGCCCGCUGGCCCGGUCGCUGCCAAACCGAGUCCGACCCGCUUCUCGGGGGUGAGAAAGUGAAGUGGUUCUUGGAUGGCGCACACACGGUCGAGAGUCUGAGGUGUUGUGGAGAGUGGUUCAGGGAUGAUGCGCUGGCGCCGACUAGCAGCUCCGAAAACACCCCGACGCGGUUCUUGAUCUUCAACUGCACUUCCGGCCGAUCAGGCUCUGAACUCCUCUCCUCCCUUCUCUCUGCGCUCGCUCCUCCCCCAUCGUCGGAACUCGCACAGCCGUUCGACCACGUCGUCUUCUGCACGAACACGACGUUCGCUUCGGGUGAUUCGAAGGGCGACUUGACCUCCAACGCCGUCGACGCCUCCGACCUAGCCGCCCUCCAAACCCAACACGACCUCGCCUCGGCCUUCUCCACCCUCGUCUCCUCCUCCUCCUCUUCACUCAAAAAGGCAGAGAUUCACGUCCUUUCGUCGAUUCAGGAGGCGGUCGAACUUGUUAGACAGGAGGGGGAGAAGCGCAGGGUCGAGGCGCUCGUGACGGGCAGUCUGCAUUUGGUUGGAGGGGUUAUGGCUGUGGCGGAGUUGCCGCUGUGA
Messenger RNA from Rhodotorula toruloides NP11, 1596 nucleotides. RefSeq names its product tetrahydrofolylpolyglutamate synthase. Gene Ontology annotation, molecular function: ATP binding; tetrahydrofolylpolyglutamate synthase activity. Bases 1 to 1596 code for a protein of 531 amino acids. Gene Ontology annotation, biological process: tetrahydrofolylpolyglutamate biosynthetic process. NCBI's taxonomy places the organism in Eukaryota, Fungi, Basidiomycota, Microbotryomycetes, Sporidiobolales, Sporidiobolaceae. The record is from RefSeq and is a predicted model, not a curated record. The transcript is spliced from 8 exons. Gene Ontology annotation, cellular component: mitochondrion; cytoplasm; cytosol.